Frieseomelitta varia is the source of this 1418-nucleotide messenger RNA. RefSeq names its product coiled-coil domain-containing protein 130 homolog. NCBI's taxonomy places the organism in Eukaryota, Metazoa, Arthropoda, Insecta, Hymenoptera, Apidae. Gene Ontology annotation, cellular component: U2-type spliceosomal complex; post-mRNA release spliceosomal complex. The record is from RefSeq and is a predicted model, not a curated record. Gene Ontology annotation, biological process: mRNA splicing, via spliceosome. Bases 383 to 1327 code for a protein of 314 amino acids. The transcript is spliced from 5 exons.
UAGCGCAUUCAGUACUUGACCAACUUCUGUCGUUGAUCUGUGACUUGGUGUGUUUCCCCAGUUCAUCGUUGUUUGAACGUAGAAUGUGCUACCAGUGAUUUUUUACUAUAUCGGUAUUUCAAGUCAUGGCCCACGAAACACCGUAAGAUACUUGGUGUGUUCAUAUGUUCUCGUCUGUGACUGAAUCAAUAACCUCUCAUGUAAUAUGAGAAUGGUGAGGUUCCGUGGAACGUGAAAAAGUUCUAUCUGUCCUUUAUUUUGUAUUUAAUCAGUGGUAUAAUAUAAGAAACUGAUUCAGUUUUAUAGAGGACUGACUUCUGCUUAGCUUUUAAAUAAAUAAGUGAAGAUUUGUUUCUUGAAGACAGUUUAAAAAUCAAGAAUAAUGGGGGAACGCAAAGGAACAAAUUUAUAUUAUCCACCUGACUAUGAUCCCCGCGUUGGUGGACUCAAUAAAUUUCUUGGUACUCAUGCAUUACGUGAAAGAGCAAGAAAAUUGCACAUGGGGAUCCUCAUAGUCAGAUUUGAAAUGCCAUAUAAUAUAUGGUGUGAUGGCUGUGGUAAUCAUAUAGGAAUGGGUGUUCGUUAUAAUGCAGAGAAAAAGAAAAUUGGAAUGUAUUAUAGUACACCUUUGUAUCAGUUUCGUAUGAAAUGUCAUCUGUGUGAAAAUCAUUUUGAAAUAAAGACUGAUCCAGCAAAUUUAGAUUAUGUAAUAGUGAGUGGUGCAAGACGUCAAGAAAAUCGGUGGGAUCCUAAAGAAAAUGAACAAGUAAUACCAGAAACAAAAGAAGUAUCCUGUAGAUUAUAUGAUGAUGCUAUGUAUAAGUUGGAACAUGGUGUAGAAGAUAAGAAAGUAGCAAAGUUAAGAGAAUCUUCUUUGGAAAGUGCAAUAGCAUUAAAUAAUGCUACAUGGAAAGAUGAUUAUACGUCAAAUUCUGUAUUACGCUCUGCAUUUAGAACUCAGAAAAAAGAGUUACAAAAGAAACAAGGUCUGGAUUCAGUAUUGCUUAAAAAAAAUGGAUUGAAUAUUGAUUUAGUUAAUGAACAUGAAGAUGAUAUAAAAUUAGCUAAGCUAUUGAUGCAUAAAAGAGAUAAGAAAAAGAAUGGGCAUAAUCCUUUGAAACGAUUGAUUACUAUUGCACGAUCUAGAGAUAAACUGAAAAGUUCAUCACAUUCUGUAUCAAGCAAUAUCUCUAGAAAUCAGACAGAUCAAAUGCGUACACUUUGUAAGCUUACUCAACCAGAACCUUCAACAUCGAAAACUGUUACCAGCACGUUAAAUACAUCGUUAGUGACUUACGAUAGUUCUGAUACAGAUAAUGAUUUAUAACACUUUGUAUUUAUAAUGUGUAUAUACGUACGUGUAUGUAAUGAAUAGAGUUUAUAUUAUUUUGUAUAUAAUAUGUAAUGUACAAUUUUUA